UCUUCCACUCUAGGGUCAAAAGAGCUGCUUUUGUUCUCAGCCACAAAUUUCUCCAGAAUUCUCUUCAGAGACAACUUAGCCCUAUAAAAGGGGUGGGGUGGGGUCAGGUGGAGUCAGGAGGAAUUUGGGAGAAAGCUGUGAAGGGCCCAGCUUGCAGCACCAUGAAGAGCUUUCCUGUUGGCUUUCUUGUUCUCCUGAUCUUCAUCCUGAGUGUCCAUCAUGGAGUUGCCACACGUGGCACUGAUGUGGCCAAGUUCUGCUGCUUCCAAUAUAGCCACAAGAUCCUUCCCUGGAAGUGGGUGCAUUCCUAUAAAUUCACCAGGAACAGCUGCUCCCAGCAGGCUGUGAUAUUCACUACCAAAAAAGGCCAUAAAGUCUGUGCACAGCCAAAGGAAAAAUGGGUGCAAAGAUACAUCACUUUGCUCAUAGAACAGCAGCUAUCCUAACUGUUGAAUUUUAAGCCCAAGGACACCUGGGCCCUGCUCCUGACCCUGCUUGUCCUUGGCAGAACCUGGAGAUUGUCUUCAGCAGAAGGCUCUGUGGGACUGAGGAGGAAGAGAGGCUUAUAAUAAAGAUUUCUCCAUUAA
Molecule: messenger RNA, 587 nt
Organism: Callorhinus ursinus (northern fur seal)
Lineage: Eukaryota; Metazoa; Chordata; Mammalia; Carnivora; Otariidae
Gene: CCL26
Product: C-C motif chemokine ligand 26
Biological process (GO): positive regulation of GTPase activity; eosinophil chemotaxis; inflammatory response
Cellular component (GO): extracellular region
Molecular function (GO): CCR chemokine receptor binding; chemokine activity
Source: RefSeq, a predicted model, not a curated record